Molecule: messenger RNA, 4900 nt
Organism: Amyelois transitella
Lineage: Eukaryota; Metazoa; Arthropoda; Insecta; Lepidoptera; Pyralidae
Product: histone-lysine N-methyltransferase 2D
Exons: 7
Coding region: 1845-3485 (546 amino acids)
Molecular function (GO): DNA binding
Source: RefSeq, a predicted model, not a curated record
UGUCACGUGACUUGAGUACUUGAUGUGUCAGUCCAUGGUCAUUUCUGUGUUCAGUGAACGGUUAUUAGUGCUUUUUCCCAAGUUUUACCGACUUUAACUUAUGAUAAAUAAAAUAUGUCUCAUAUAAAAAGAAAUACAGUUCGCAGUUCUGGUAGAGAAGUUAUAUAUCAAGUCCACAAACGUUGUUUAGCUGAAUCCGAAGCUGAGACGAUUUUAUCCGAUAACAGCGAUGUUUACACAAGAGCAGUUGAAAUGACCGGCAGUAGCUGACCAAGCGUUUGCAUCUAUUUCUGCCGAAGAGUGGAGAAAUUCUUGCAGCCAUAUCAUGAAAAUAGAAAAAGAAUAUUAUAAACGACGGCAGACGCUAUACAAAGACAUAGACAGACUUGAAAUAAACCUGCAAGAUGACUGUAGUAGUAUGAGCGAUUCCUCUAACCUAGACGAGGAUGAGAAUUUUGGAGAAGGUACGAGCCAAGACACAGAACAUUUAUCUGAUGUUGAAGUUUUAGAAGAAAGUCUUCUGACGUCAGACUGAAUAAAUAAUUUAAUUCUUUGAAUUUUGUUAGUUUUAUUACUUGCUCCCUAUACCUGGUAAUCAUCAUCAUCUGAGUUUAGAUAAUUAUCUAGGAACUCCAGGUAGCAAACAACUUAAUAAAUAAAAUAAAAUAAAACGUGCAGGAUUCAAACCUGCGAGGUUAGACUUAAGUACGGUCAGAAUAACGGAGGGAAGAACAAACUAAAUAUAUUUUUAAAAAAAUAUUCUAUCAAAAUUAUUUUUGUCGCAGUAUAUGGGGUUACCACAUUACACGACAGUGGCGCCCCUAUUAUUGUCACGACUUUCUUGUCAAGCUGUACAUAUGUCAUCACUGCGUUUUCAGAGUCGGGAAUUCCAUCCAAAAAAAAAGAAAAUACUUUAGAAUAAAACAAACAAUGUAGAACUAUCAUAUGGAAAUGCCGUAAUUGUUCAUUUUGACUCAGAUAUAAAAAUGAUGUAUCUGUCCCUUUCUCACAACAGUGGUUGUACGGGAGAAAAAACAUUUAGUCUUUUAUCAGCACCCUCUUCAUUGGCUUUGAUGUACAUUUGCUGCCGCAUAUCAUAAAAUGUAUUUAUAAAAAUGUGUUUUAAAACCUAUUACUAUUAAUCUACUUAGUUGUAGAGCUUUAGAAACUUGUAAUAUUCUCAAUAUUUCAUUUUCAUUGAAAACAAAAUCACGGGUGCUAGUGUCGAACAUAGAAUCUUAUCGAUAAAUUAGGGUCCAAGUUAUGUUACUUUUUUUUCUUGGUGCCGUGUGGUCUAUAAAAAAAGAAUAGGAGCACUCCAUCUUGUUCCUUGGGAUUUUUCUUUUAGGCGACAGGCUAGCAACCUGUCACUAUUUGAAUCUCAAUUCUAUCAUUAAGCCAAAUAGCUCAAUGUGGCUUAUCAGUCUUUUCAAGACUGUUGGCUCUGUCUACCCCGCAAGGGAUAUAGACGUGAUUAUAUGUAUGUAUUUUUUCUCGUCUUUGUUAACAAUCUUGAUUCACUCAUCCAACUAUAAAAUAUUAUGGACUGAAUGAACAAGUGAACAUCUCUAGUCCGCCAUGUUGGUUUCCCGGUUUGUUUAUUUAGGUAUGUAGGAAAAGUACAUUCAUAUGGCACUUCCAUUAUAAGAUAGUUCUUCAGAGCAGAGAUCCUGUCCACAUCCUGUUCGCUGCCGCUGCCUCGGGAGUUGAUUUGAUUCUUUAACUUUAGCCAUAAUUAAAAUAAAUUAAUUUGAUAUUUACAGGGUCUAUAUAAUCCCAUUGCUUAUUAAGUAUAAAACCUAGCUGCUGUAGGAAUUAAUUCGCCGGCAUGAUUUUACCCAGAAAUGUCAGAGAUAAAGUAUAAACAACAGAUACUUGCUGCAAUUGACCACUUGCGCUCGCGUAAAUCACGUCCAGAUUUAUAUAGAAUUUGCAAGUUUAUGUCAAAGUGUUAUAAAGUUACUCCAAAGGAUACAAAAGCUGAUCUAAAACGUUGCAUAAAAGAGAAGAGCAUAAUCAAAGUAGAUUACAAGGAUAAUGUAAGCUACAGAAACGCUGCUAAGUGGCGCAAAAAAUCAAGUCAAAGUAACAAUUACUCUUGUAAUACAGAGAUGGCGAGUACAUCAGCAUCAAGUGAACGGAGAAUAAUAACUUCUGCCAUUGCUACCCUCAUAUAUCAAGACCAAAGCUUCUUAGAAAAUGGGAUUUCAUUUGAUGACUUGGUCAAAGCUGCAGUUGCUCAAGAAUCAAAAUAUUCAAAGAAACAAUUGGAGGCUAUUGUUAAUAAAGAAUUAUCAUCUGGAAGCCUUGUGAAGUUGCCUAAUGGCAAUUUGGCUUUGGGGCCAGCAGACCAUGAUGGUGAUAGCUCUGACAGUUUUAAAUUUGAAUAUAAUAUGGACACAAAUACAAAGAUGACAUCGUCAGCCAAUUCCUCAUGUCGAUCAUCGCCCCAAAGAAUGAGAGGCAGGCCAAAGAAGAGAGGGGGAGGAGCAUCUAGCACUGGACUCAGUAGCAGCACUCGAAAUUCAGGAGUUCGAGUUGGUGAAAGAAGAAAAAUGGCCAAGAAAGUUUUUGAUCCUUCAGACAAUAAUGUUCCAAGUAAAAGAAAAAGAGGGAGACCUGUCGGGUCUUUGAAUAAAAGCACUAUAAAAAAGAGACUAUUGGGUGCAAAUCAUAGUAAACCAGAUAAAGAAGGAACACCUGUAUCUGAAGGUCAAUUGUCACUGGAAGGUAGUGCCGAUGAAAUGGAAGCUGAAGAACCAAUUCCUCAUGAAACAUCUGGAGGUGUCUGCUCAGUCUGCCACAUCCAAAAACCUAGGGGAUCCAGUGAGAGGCUAGUGGAAUGCAAAGAUUGUAACAACAAGGCUCAUUUAACUUGUCUUCAGUCAGGGUCGGGUAUUUUGAAACCACGCCCAGACAACACAUGGCAGUGCCCACAUUGCAAAACCUGCGUGGUUUGUUGUGAAACAAAUGAUGCUGGCGUCUUGACAGUGUGCAGUAUAUGCUCGGAUGCAUAUCAUGCUCUUUGCCAUGCACCUCGAAUUCCAGAGAGAUUGAAAGCGUGGGAUCAUUGGGAGUGCAAUAAUUGUCUUGAAUCACGCCCUACAGUUGUGGGGUCACCUGCAAUCAUUCCGAGCCAAAUUGACUACAAUUCACAAAAUUCUCCUCCAGUAGAUCCAUUUCUUAAACCACACGAAUUAGAUAGAGCUUCAUCGAAAUUCGGUGAUGAUGUUCCAAUAGAUCCAAGUGUACCGGAUGUUACAAACUGGACAACAGAUGAUGUUUAUAACUAUUUUAUAAAACAUUUGCCAGAUGCAGCACCUAUUUUGAAAGAGCAGGAAUUCGACGGUCAAGCUGUGAUAAUGGCAAGAAGAGCUGAUAUUGUCAAGGGAUUAGGACUUCCACUUGGACCUGCACUAGCAUUAUAUCGUAUUAUAGUUAAACUACAGACAAGAAAAGAUGAUUGGACCAUGUGCUGGGGCUAGAAUAAUAUUUUAUACCUACAUCAUAGACAUUUUACCUUUUUUACAUGGACAUUAUGUCUGUAAUAAUUUGAUAUUUAAACUAUAUGUAUAUAAUGAUAUUUCUUACAUUGACACCAUUGUGUGUUACAAAAAAUUAUAAGUUUAUUAUGAUUGGCCAUGUUAGAUUUUAUGUUGUAUGUAAUGUAUGUAACAAUUCUAACUCUCAUAAUUUUCAAUGCCAAAUUUUCUUACAGCCAGAUCUAAUUAUUUAUUUGUUACAUCACAUUUAAUAUCAUAUACAUACAUAUGACCAAAGUGCAUUGGUGAUUAUGGUAUUUAUUAAAAUUUAAUUGUUGCAAGUUAUCAAUAGUUAUGUGGGUCAUAUGGAUAAAUCAAAUCUUUAUUUUGUUUCUGUUUAUUUACUCAAAUAAGAUAUAAAUUAAAAGAAAUUAGCUUUUUAUUUAUUUUCCUAGAUUUCCUCUCAUUUAUAACACAUUACUGAGGUUAAGUAAUGUAUUCAUAAUACCAUGGGGCCAACUAUCAUAGAAAAACAUUAACAUGUCUUAAAACAAUAUAUUUAUUUAGGAUUCUUACAAUAAAUACAACAAUAAAAGAUAAUUUGUAUCACAAUUUAUCUUAUGGUAUCUUGCGCCCAUUACAAUUACUUUUUGAGGAGCACCGACAUACAAAGUUUCUUAUAUUUAAGAAAAGCCUAUCCUUACCAAUGUUUCAAAGCAAAUAUCCUUUAUGAUAUUCAUUCAUAAAAAUAAAAUAUUCCUAAAUACUAAAGCAAAAUUUAAUAAUGAAAAUUUGUUGUUACUAAAACAAGGUUUUGAGAAUAAUAAUAAGAGUAUUUUACCCACUUAUUUGAAAAAGAUAAUUAUUCAUUAUUCCACCUUCAAAUAGAAAUUAAUAGGUAGGAUCUGUUUUUCAACAGUCCGUUGCCAUAGUUUUACUGUAGAAAACAGUAAAACGUUUAAGAAAAUAUUCAAAUUUCAGAUUUAUCUUAAUUUUAUGAAUGAACUUCAUACAUUACUAAAAAUAUCUUUUAGGAUAUGGUUUUUCUUUCAGAAUUUUAAGAAAGUUUCAGAAAAGUUAAUUUUAAGAAAGUUUUAGAAAAGGUAAAUUUUAAAUUCCGCAGCCACAAAAAUAUGUUUGUGGCCCUUCACUAUUUUAUUCCAUAAAUUGCUCCACAUUAAGAUAAUAUAUCAUGACGCUAAAUAUGUAUACAAUUAUAAAAUUUGUACUGUUAUGAAUAUGUCUAUUAAAUUGUGCUAUGCUUAUGCAACAUUAAUUAGUGCUGGUCAAAAUGUUUCAUGUAUGACAAAAAUACGUUAAACACCAUUGUUGCAAUAUUGAUAUAAAAUACUCUGUAUUCUGUUGGUAAAUAGUAAAAGUUAACAAAUUGUACUGGAGGCCAAAAUAACCAGUCACCC